ACUAAACUGUGCGCAAUGCUUCCCGGCGUGAAUUUGCUUCGUAGAUUUGCAGCAGCGAAACGAUGCGUGCAUACGACGGCAGUCGCGGCCAAGUCACAAUCGGGCCGCUACAAAAUUACACCGAAAGGAGAUCGUCCUUUGACCUAUGAAAUGGCUAACCCUCCGCAUCAGAUUGCUCAUCGCAAAGCGUGGAACUCUUGGAACACAUCAAACCUUGAGGGUGAGCUGCGACCAUCGCAAACGAUGCUGGAAGACGACUUCAUCCGGAGGUUCAUGACCGGCACUUGGCACGGCAUGGUACUAUCGGAAGUUAUUAUAAAGCGCCAGCAUAAUCACGUCAGGAUAGCUGCCAUUAUGAGUCGAGCUAUACCGGCGAGAAAAAUGUACUUCCUUAUAGGAUACUGCGAGGAGCUACUGUCCUACUGGCUGCAAUGCCCAGUGACGCUCGAGCUGCAGACUACAGACGACAAAAAGGAUGUUAUUUUCAAGUAUAUUUAGUUUAUUCCUUAUUGUUCCGGACGUUUCGUCGGCACCGAAAGUCACCCAGUCAGCCUAGACAUUUGUAAACAGAAUAAAGUUAGGUCAUUAAAAA
Molecule: messenger RNA, 592 nt
Organism: Anopheles nili
Lineage: Eukaryota; Metazoa; Arthropoda; Insecta; Diptera; Culicidae
Gene: mRpS24
Product: 28S ribosomal protein S24, mitochondrial
Exons: 3
Coding region: 16-498 (160 amino acids)
Biological process (GO): translation
Cellular component (GO): mitochondrion
Source: RefSeq, a predicted model, not a curated record